CCAAAAGCCACUUUGAUCAUCAUCAAAUAGGCUGAAUAAAACAAAAAGAAAAGGCAUCCAUUCUGCCCGGAAAUAAGACAUUAGUAUAAAAUGUGAGUACUGUUGUUCACUAAACAUUCGGCCCGAAGAUGAAAAAACGUGGUCAAAGAAAAAACCCUUAAAAGGAGUUGCGCCGGCAUGACGGUGAUGGCACUCGCGCUUGUUUUUUUAAUUUCGCAUCAGGCACGAGAAUGUUCGAAGUGACUUCAUUUGCAAUUCAAUUGUUUCAAAAUGACCAGAUAUACUUACAAUCACCCAUCUCUUUCUUGUUCUCUUGAUCAGAUCAAACAUAAGGAGUAGAGUAAUCAUGCUGAUGCAAUAGAAGUCUCACAGCAUAUAAACGCAAGAAUAGCGAAGCGUCUCAUCAAGCAAGGACCAAAUCAAGAUGGGUAACCCAGAUAGUGAAGUCAUGCUUGUUCCCAGUCCUUCAAAUGGCACAGCAUGCGUUGCGGAGAUUGUUCAAUCACACAAAACGAGUAAAUCGGACAAUGAAGCUCGGACACACAAAGUCACAUUCGAUUCGGACAGCAUUCAGCCUUCUUCCACCUCGUACGGACGGAAAGAUGAAACAUCAAGUAUAGAUAAAAGUGCGCUUGGACUCAGCAUCGAUAGUCCUGCCGAGGCGGUCACAGAUGAACAUGGAUCCGAUUGGCCUCAAUUAAGGCCAACAUCUGACAUUAGCAGAACGCCUUCACAAUCCACAACGGGAACUGUGCAAUCUCAAAACAGUCUUGAAACGGCCGCAAGUUCAUUACAAUCAGCCGUUUCAACUGCAGCAACAACAAAUAAUGCGGCAAUUGUGAAAGAAAUAAAUCAACACGGCUCAGCAUCAAUUGAAAAAGAACUGCCUCCGAUCCCAUCCUCACCUCGACAAUACGUCACAGCAUGCUCAACGCCAGCAGAAAUGAGCGAAGAAAAGCGAGAAGCAGAAGCACUGAGGAGAUAUCAUGGACUAUUGGAAUUAGUUGAAACCGAACGAGGAUAUACGGAAGAUUUGAGCAAUCUAGUGACAAUCUUCUUUCCUAAUUUGGUAUAUCAACCAUUUUUUGACGAAGAUGAAAGCAGGCUAGCAGCAGUUUCACGUAAUGGAAGUAAAUUGUACGAGCUGCAUUCUUCACUGUUGCGAAAAUGGGAUACAAUUUUGGAACAAGAGCAACUUCGUCCACAGGAUCCUGAAACAUCUUUGGAAAAAGCUUUAAGAUGUGGUGACGCCAUACAGAAAAUCAUUGAUCAUCUUCAGGAUAGCAUCGUACAAUUUCAAAACUACAUGAUCUUCUGUUCACGCCAUUCGGAGGCAAUGGUAAUGAUAAGAGAGGCGGAAAGGAGGCAUGGAGGAGACGAUUUUGCCGCUUAUGAACGCUUGUGUGGAAAUCUGAUCAGAACACAAUCUCGCACUUCCUCUACGCCAAACUCAAGAAGGCAAUCGAUUUCAAGACAGCCUUCAGGAUUUUUCGCUCCAUUGACUUCGUCUGGUAUUCUUUCUAGUCUCACACCGACGGAUACUACAUCUUCUCUUAUGCCCUCUUCGCCCUCUUCCGGUACCACAACACCUUCUAGCCCAGGUCCGGCCUUGUCUCGAUCGUUCAACAGUCACAGACUUCUACUUGCAGAUUACUUGAUCAAGCCAGUUCAGAGGAUGUGUCUAUAUCCUCUGGUGUUGAAUUCUCUGCUAAAGAACACUCCACCGCAAGAGAUGCACACGAGAUCUUCAAUUCAGUCGGCUAUCGAAUCUAUGCGAAGGGUAGCAGAUGAAGUGGAUGAAGCAAGUAGGAUACGUGAAAAAGAUUUGAUGGCUCAAUUGAUCUUGACAAGAAUCGAGCCGAAUGUCUUGCUACCUCAAUCCUUUGUACAAUCUUUGGGAGCCCCUCAGUUAUCCGGCACAAUGGACAUCUUGCAUCAUCACAGCAUUGAUGAACCUUUGACAGUACCUUUGCGAUUUCAGAGACUCGGGGUGGUGAUGUGGUCCAAUUUUGUUCUCAUAGCUCGCACAAGAAAGAACGGUCAGCUCGAUUGUCGGUAUUGGUUCCCAUUGGAUGAGGUGAGCAUCGUUCCUAAUUUGGAUAUUGCGGUAUAUGAAGAAUCUUGCAAGAAAGCAAACACUCCACCGAUUGAAUCUCAUCACCUUUUCACUACCAUGGAAAUUGGCGGUAAAUCAGUUGUACCGCAUGGCUUCCGACUCUCUCUUGGGGCACAUCAUUUUGAAUUCUCGGCGUCAAAUGAACGUGAAAGACGAACAUGGCACGAUGCCCUUCGCCUUGCAACUGCUGAGAACGAGAAGAUCCAAAGGAAACCAUCUGAGGUAAAAGCACCAAACAGUCUAAGCUCUAUACCGGGUGCCACAAAUGGUGCUUCGCUUGUUUCCAAUUUCUUGUCUGCCAAUGUCAAGGCGACGCAGGCCAAUAGCAGUGGCUUGGAAACUCUUGUCAAGUUCCCGUCUACCUCUACAAGAGCUACUGUGGAUCGUAAUAUGGUAUUCUCAGAUGUAUUGAUCGCUCCUGCUGGUUUAUUGGGCGUACCUGCUUCUGCUAUGCAAAAUGUUGCAGGUAGUAAUAGCAGCAGCAGCGGCAAUAGCGCAAUUGGACCUUCUACCGUAAGAGAGAUAAGUGAAGCACUUAUGUCUCAUCAAUUACGUCAAAAUUCUGCGCCUUCGCUCGGAUCGGCAGUCGGAGCAGCGAUGGGCUUAGCAAAGUUGGCAGCAACACAAAUGCCAACAGUGAAAAGACCAAGAAGAAUGAACAGUUUAACGCCCAUCGAUUCAUCCGUUUCACGUCCACCUUUGACUUCCACUAUCAGCGAAGUGAGCACAUUAAGUAGCAGCGAAUCAAAUCCUACGCCCAAAAGGAAUUCCUUAAACACAUUACGAGCGAAUACGUUACCUAGCAUAGAUACAGGAAGUACCGCUACCGGUCCUACCACACCAGUGCAACGAAUCUCCUCGCCGGUGGAAUCUAUAAGUUCUCGUGUCAAAGGAACAUUAAGACGUGCCAAUUCACGAUUGGGCAGUAUGAGGUCGACAACAGGCAGUCUUCCCGCUUCUCCCAUGACUUCCACAAUCGAUCUUGGAAGAACUGCAAGCGAAGAACAAUCGGCAGUAGAACAAGUCGAGGGCGGCGAUGGUACGGCUAAACCUGUUCAUGCACGUAAGAAAUCAAUCAAUUUACGUGAAGUAUGGAAGAGACGAUCGAGAUCUCAAUCUGCUCAAAGUUCUUUUACCAUGGGACCUUCGUACGAAUCAUUCUCUAUCGUUAAUCGAGUGCCAACAUCAUUGGAUAUGUCGACAAUAUCUCCACCUUUAAAGCGAAAUUCUAUCUGCGAAGAUACUCCGAAAAGGUUUUACGAGAGUCCGCCUUUGUCUCCCAGUGCUAUUUACUCAGAAGCCAAUGUUGUCUCAAGUGCGGUUGCAUACCAAGGAUCGGCUGGCCUCAAAAUAUCUCCUGAUCCUUCUUUGCAUACAGCCAGUGCACCAGUAAGUCAAGCAAGCAGCAGAAGACAAAGUGUUGCUUCUCUUUUCGGUCAAACACAAGUACGAUCUUCUUCACCUUCUUUGAAUAUGACGCAAAUGCGAGAAGAUGCAGCAAAUACGCUCAAACGUGCAAAAUCCUCUGCAAGAAAUCGAUUUAGCAUGUAUGGCGUUUCAAAUCUUCUUACCAGCGCUUCAAGUUCUUCGGCUGCUCAACCUUUGGCUAGUGCUACUAAUGCACGAGGAUAUUUUGAUACAAUGACUUCGCCGAAUGGCAAGGAAAAGACUAGAGAUCAUUCUCAAGAACGCUAUAGCGAUGGUGAUCUGUCUCCAGAAACAGUGAAAGGCGAUCAGACUCCUGUCAACCUUGGAGCAGACUCUGCGAUCAAUCAAUUACGCGAUUCUUUAGGCAGGAACGGAUCAACGCAUAGAUCCAAAAACUCUUCUUCUCCAAAUCAAACUUUUCUAACACCGGAAAAUGAAACAAAUGCAUCAAAAGAUUCGGUCUCUCGUACCUCAUCUUCACCAACAAAAUCCCUUGCUGAAAAACGAGUAUCUACUUUGCAAGCAGUAGAAGAAAUUGCAAGCUCUGCCGAACAGUCAAGAGAUGAAAUGUACAGCUCAUUCUCGGAAAAUUCCCCUUAAUUCUCGUUUAAAGCUUGCUUCUGCCUUUUCUCUGAUAUUUCUGCUCCGGAAGUCUUGCCUGUUUCUCUAUUUGUAUUUCUAUACCCAAACCUCUACGAACAAUAUCUUUCCCCUGCCCUUUUUUUAAUUGAAACAAAAACUUCAUUAUAUUUCAAUAUGUACUAUGCAAUCAAUAUUU
Meira miltonrushii is the source of this 4322-nucleotide messenger RNA. RefSeq lists its product as uncharacterized. The transcript has a single exon. The record is from RefSeq and is a predicted model, not a curated record. Lineage: Eukaryota; Fungi; Basidiomycota; Exobasidiomycetes; Exobasidiales; Brachybasidiaceae. Gene Ontology annotation, molecular function: guanyl-nucleotide exchange factor activity. The coding region runs from base 425 to 4144 and encodes 1239 amino acids.